AUGCGAGCAGGAGGAGUGAUGAUGGUGCGCCCCGUGCUGCUGGUACUUGCCCUGUGCUGCGCUUGUGUCUGUGUGACGGCUGCUGCGGAGCAGAAGGCGGGUGGUGAACAUUCUGUGACCACAGUUGCCCAGCAGAAAGCAAAUGAUGACACUGCGAUAAGAGCUCAAGAGGAGAGAGCCGAAACCAUUCGAAACGCCGAGGCCGCCCUCAAAAACGCUGUUGCGCUAGCUGAUGCAGCUGAAAAGGCACUGAGUUUAGCUGUUGCAGGUUUGAGUGACGCAAAAGUGGUGGAAGAGAGCGCUACAGAGGCAAGAAAACAUGCUGGAGGUGCGUCUUCUACUCUUAAGGCAGCUUAUGAUCUUCUGGUGAUAGAGCAUAAAAAAGAUGUUAGCACUACUCCUAACUACAGGGCAGAGGUGAUGAAAGCGAUUGCUAAGGCAAAGACUGCGAUGACUUCUGCUCAGGAUUUGAUGCGGAAGGCUGCCGAGGAAGAGGGCAGAGCCAAUGCGACGGCAGAGAAGGCGCUGGUUUUUGUGGAACAGGUACAGGAGGCGUUAUCAAAAGGAAAGAAGGCAGUUCAAGAAGCCUCUGUGGCUGCGCCUGGUUCUACAGCAGCCACGAAAGCUAAGGAGGCAGAGCAGGGGCUUACAGCAGCAGUUGAGAGUGCAGAGAAGGUUGCAGCGGAGGCAAGUAACCUUGCCAUGAAGGCCAAUGAGGUUUUUGCAAGGGCGGAUCAGGCAAUACAGCAUGCCAACAAGGCGGCCGUUGAAGUUGGAAAGUUGGCUGAGAAGAAUGGAAAGGUGGUCGAAGCAGCCAUGCAAACCAAUCCUCCCAGCCCUUUCCUCAUUUCUUUCUUUGCCAAAAUGGCCAAGGAGAAGUUGCUAAACGCAAUGGACGAUAUCUAUUUUGCUCAGGGUCUCGUGAACAUUAGCAAAGAUGCGGCUGCUGCAGUAGUGGUGGAGGCCCAACAGCUGGNUGCUAAACGCAAUGGACGAUAUCUAUUUUGCUCAGGGUCUCGUGAACAUUAG
Trypanosoma grayi is the source of this 1029-nucleotide messenger RNA. RefSeq lists its product as hypothetical. The transcript has a single exon. Bases 1 to 1029 code for a protein of 342 amino acids. The record is from RefSeq and is a predicted model, not a curated record. Lineage: Eukaryota; Euglenozoa; Kinetoplastea; Trypanosomatida; Trypanosomatidae.